AUGCAUCCUAGAUGUUUACGCCAAUUGCAAACUGCUGCACGACCAUUCCUGCGUCUUAAAAACCGUCAUCAUCAACCAUCAUUAACCACCACCCUCACAGCCACCGUGAAAUGUAUCCAUUCUUGUGAAUCUCUUGAACCUUUCCAUUUUCUUCUGCAAGAGAACCGCGGUGUUCUUGUGUUGUUCACCACAGAAAUAUGCCACCUGAGUCGCAAGGCACAAUUAUUGUUUGAAGAAUUUGCGCACGACAAAAACUCGACUAGUAGCCCUGUCGCAUUUGUGCAAGUGGAUCUCAAUGCUUUGCGUGAUGCAGCGGCAAUUGGCAUCAAGUUUGAUGUCCGUGCUACCCCAACAUUUAUGUUUUUUGUAGGAGGAAUGAAGGUAUUUGAAAUACAAGGCUACGACGUUCAAGAACUACGAAUGCGGCUUUCAAUGUUUUUACACCCAGUUCAUCCACACAUACCGUUAUCCCUUCCGGCUUUGGAAAAGCUGGGCCUUAAGCCCAUUCUAUUCAAUCGGGUCCCCAAUCUCGCUGCUAUAUCAGAGAAACUGACGAGUUUCCUUGAUUCCGCUACAACUUGGUUCCUGCCUCUCGAUACCUCCUUAUCCAAAGUUGACACCAUGGGAAUGCUUUUUGGGACCGUGAUUCCGUACGUCACGGCGGCGUUCACCACCUCGCAAUGCUUGCCUCUACACCCUCUUUUCGAUUUUUGGCACGACGUCACGAGCUCUAUGUCAUGGAAUAUGCCAGAAGACCAACUAUUUCCACUGGUGGAUUUAUGGCGAAUAGUGCUCCUCGACAAAAAAGUCUCCUCUUGGUGUGCCGAUCGGAAUGGUCUCGACAGCCCCCUUGUGCUACUUUUGUCUAAGGCGUGCGAAGGGUCUUCAAGAAACUAUCUAUUGACACUCCUUCGUAUGCUUUCCAACGCAUUUAACAACAGGGCCUUGGGACGGAAGAUUCUCCUGUCAGCGCAAAACAAUCUCGCUACCCUGCUGGAACAUACUUUAGUUCAUCAAGAUACUGAAAUUCGGAGAAGUGCUUCGAGCUUGACUUUUAACAUCUUUGCGCAUCUGCAAGAGCUUCGAGCAGAGAACUUAUGCAAGGGCGACGAAGAAGGAGCUGAUCAUUCGGAGAUGGAAAUAUGUAUGACCCUGCUGAACGCAGAAUGGGAAGCGUCAAUCGCAUGUGUAGUUCUUGCGGCUAUCAGAAACGAGAGCGAUGGUGGCAUAGGUAUGCUUUUCGCAGCAUUGGGACUUAUUGUGCGCUUUUCCCCUUUCAUCGAUCACUUGCUGCAACUUCUCGGAGCCUUACACGCUCAAAGCACCCUGAAGAAUAAGUUCAGAGAAAACCGCAGGAAUUGGAAUAUGGAGGAAGCUGCUUGGGCGCUUUUGCAGGAAGUCGCGGAUAAAUUGUGCCCUCCGAGCGCUUCAAUCUGA
Suillus bovinus is the source of this 1437-nucleotide messenger RNA. RefSeq lists its product as uncharacterized. Lineage: Eukaryota; Fungi; Basidiomycota; Agaricomycetes; Boletales; Suillaceae. The record is from RefSeq and is a predicted model, not a curated record. Bases 1 to 1437 code for a protein of 478 amino acids. The transcript has 4 exons.